This is a messenger RNA of Zootoca vivipara (common lizard), 2704 nucleotides long. NCBI's taxonomy places the organism in Eukaryota, Metazoa, Chordata, Lepidosauria, Squamata, Lacertidae. The record is from RefSeq and is a predicted model, not a curated record.
AGAGAGGGCUUGCAGAGAGCAGCCCACUCUGCUUACUUCCACCAGAUGGGAGAGCAGCAGCAAGUCUGGGAGUUCAAAUCAGGAACAGGAAGGGUUAAGACGGGUCCAGGGCUCUGCAGAGUCCUGGUGGCUCAGCUCCAGGUUGGUAGCAGGGAAGCAGGGGAGGAGCUAGCUUCAGCAGGGGCUGGAAAGGAGGGAGGAGAGAGAACGGCACCUCAGGAGCCUGGUUUGGGACCACGGAGGACCCAUAGAGCAAGGAGGAGGGGCGUUUGGAGUCUUAAAAGGGGGGUCAGAGCCCACGAGACGCCAUUGUGGGCUUCUGCCCCAUGCAGAGCAGACAUGAUUUGAGACAUCUCACCACUGUAUAUAGCAUGCACAAUAAAACUAUGAAAAUCCAGAGGAUGUGUGGAGUGCUUACUCGGGAGUAGCCAACACCCCAUCUGUGACAGCAAGCCCACAAUCUCUUGAUGGCUACCCCGAGGGAAGAGGGCUGCAAAUGUAGCAGCCGGCAUGAAGUUGGCAGCAUCUAAAGCAGAAGAGAGAGAUGCCGAGGGAGGAUUGGCAUGAGUUGCCAGCACCCUGCAACUAUGGAACGGCUCAAGCACCAGCACGACAAAGAGAUGGAAGUGAGUCUGCAGCUGCCAAGAGGCCAGACCCAGGAGACAGUCGGGCUUCUCCGCAGGGGCAGCAGCAACGAUUUCCUAUCGGUGCACUUGGCUAAGCAGGAUCAGAUUCCCAUUUUCCCAAGGGAGCUGCCCAUGAGCGUCUUGACCGUAGGCGGCCGGGAAUUGCAGGAGGGUGAGGUCACGCAACAGACCCCCUCUCGGAAGAUGACAGUGAACAAGCACGCAGAAGUGCUAGCUUUGGACUUAAUGGACAAUGACCCUGUGGGCAGCCAGCGCCGGGGAGAUCUCACCUUUGGAGAUGCAGACGGCAAGGAGCACUGCAGGAAAGAAGGAGAAUCCUCAGGAUCGCACCACAUCAGCUCCCCAGGCGGAUGGAACGACGCAGAGGCGGGGAUGCAGGAAGAGAAACUGAGCCAACUCACCAAAGAGGACACUUUUACCCAGAACAUACGGAGGGACUUGAGGGAGAAAAAGGGGGCAGGGGAAGGGCUUGCCGAGAAAGAGGGGUUACUCUUUAGCAAUGAUGCCCGGUAUAUGCCCCAGGACUCCCUCAGAGGGAAGAUUCUCAAGCAAUAUCAUGACAACCCCACGGAGGGGCAUGCAGUACAUGUCUUCACGAGGCUCACACCCAGUAAGGCCAGUCUUGGGCGAAACCCCAGAGCCUUCCCAGAGCAGGGGGAGGGGGAGAUUGGGGGACCACCUAUUGAGGCAUGGGGUGAGAGGAGGGAGACAGUACACCAACAACUGGAUGGAGACGUGGCAAGGGGCAAUGAGGCUUACAAGGAGGGGGCAGACCAUCACAGGGGACUGGAGAAGGUCUUCCACGGAGGGGACAGGGUCUGGCUGUGGUCAGAAGGCCUUCCCAUGGGGGGAAGGGGGAAGAAGCUGGCACCCAGAAGGCUGGGGCCCUUCAAGGUUCUGACACAGAUCAACCCUGUCACCUUCAGGGGGGAAGCACCUACAGCGAGAAAGGUCCAUCCCGUGGGUCACAGGUCUUUGCUCUCACACUUUAGGGAAAGCCCAAGGUUCAGAGGACGUGACACACAUCCAACACAAGACGCUGACAGGAGGGAGGGGGAGGAAAUCACACAAAAGACACUAGAUAGAAGGGUGGAGGGAGAAGGCAGCCAAGAGGGUCCAGAAAGAAAGGAAGAGGAGGAGGUCUACAGUGCCACAGCGAGCCCGGGCUCCCGGUGGGGGGAGGGGGGGUUAAAAUGUCUGAUGGCCAGGCAGGGCACUCCUGCUUCCCAAAACGCGGAGGCAACCACGCACACCAUGCAAGGGGAGGACCGCACACUGGAACUGCACGCUCCUUUCUCCCACAGACCCAAACCACCACACGUCAGUAGCACAGGGAACACAGAGGGGGAGGGCGAUCCCAGGUGGGGAGCAGGGGAGACGCAGACCCAAGGAGCCCUCUGGGAAUCGGAAGCAAUUUUCCAGAGGGAGGAGGAGGAUGACAACGGAAGGAACUACACGGACCAGCCACCCAGCACCGACGGGGAACAGGAUUUUACACACACUACAGAGGAGGAAGACCUGUCAGGCUUCCAGCCCUCUUUACAGACAUCAGACCAGGCAAACCAGGCCUCAGAAAGGGGGGGGGAGCCUGGAGGGGGGGUGGAUGUAAGAGAGAGGGCUUGCAGAGAGCAGCCCACUCUGCUUACUUCCACCAGAUGGGAGAGCAGCAGCAAGUCUGGGAGUUCAAAUCAGGAACAGGAAGGGUUAAGACGGGUCCAGGGCUCUGCAGAGUCCUGGUGGCUCAGCUCCAGGUUGGUAGCAGGGAAGCAGGGGAGGAGCUAGCUUCAGCAGGGGCUGGAAAGGAGGGAGGAGAGAGAACGGCACCUCAGGAGCCUGGUUUGGGACCACGGAGGACCCAUAGAGCAAGGAGGAGGGGCGUUUGGAGUCUUAAAAGGGGGGUCAGAGCCCACGAGACGCCAUUGUGGGCUUCUGCCCCAUGCAGAGCAGACAUGAUUUGAGACAUCUCACCACUGUAUAUAGCAUGCACAAUAAAACUAUGAAAAUCCAGAGGAUGUGUGGAGUGCUUACUCGGGAGUAGCCAACACCCCAUCUGUGAC